AUGUUUGACCGCAAGCCAAUCAGGCAGGGGAACACGGAAUGUUCUGGAGUCCUUGCAGCACACACCACCCAAAAGAACAUCUUCGAUCACAAACCAAUCAGACAGACGUUUAACCAAAUGUCUUCUGAGCCCUGCAGAAAAAUAACAGUGGAUCAGGUGGAGCGGUUCCCCCGAGCACACUCUCAGAAUGAUUUGACAGAAUCACCAACCUUUUCACUCAACACCAACGUCUUCGAACCGGCACCAAGACCUGAUGCUGGUCCCAAAGGUGACAAUGUCUAUGAAUGGAGGUCAACGAUCCUGGGGCCCCCUGGGUCAGUGUAUGAAGGUGGCGUGUUCUUCCUCGACAUCAUGUUUUCAGCAGAGUAUCCUUUUAAACCACCCAAGGUCACUUUCCGAACAAGAAUCUAUCAUUGCAAUAUCAACAGCCAAGGAGUGAUCUGUCUGGAUAUCCUGAAGGAUAACUGGAGCCCAGCACUGACCAUUUCGAAGGUUCUUCUGUCAAUUUGUUCUCUUCUAACAGACUGCAACCCUGCCGAUCCUUUGGUUGGAAGCAUAGCCACACAGUAUAUGACGAACAGGGCUGAACAUGACAGAAUAGCAAGACAGUGGACCAAGAAAUACGCCACAUAAACUGGGUGGUCGUCAGUCCUACCAACAUUUGUCUCUGAUGGAAAUGAGCUGCUCCUCAUUGGAUUGAAAAGGGGAAGGGGUUGGGUGUGAAGGGGUGGGGGAGGGAAUGGGACAAGCAUUCCUAUUACAGAUUUUAAAUGCAACAGUCUUUUAUUUGCAUAAGUCUAGUCAGAACUCUUGAUGAGCUUCAUUAUUGUAGCUUAAACAAUAAACUAUUGAUAUGAAUAGAUAGGAAAUUCACAUGGAAAAGUUUGAAGAUUACAACAUGACGGGUCAUCCAAGACCCAGAUUUGUUACCGAAAUAUUAAGUGAUACCUCUUUACUGGUCUGAGUUUUACUUGUUUGUGUUCACUGUGUACGGUCAGAGUUUGAAAAUGCUUGCCAAUCAAAGAGCAGGGGUUAAAACUGAAUGGAAAUGUUAAGGAAAAGCUAGCAACAUCUGGUAUUAAGAUCCAAAUAGAAUAAUGGCCAGAUAAUAUGGAAUUGUCUUCAUUCAGGAAAUAAGAAAUGAAUUGGCAGAAUAUUUGCAGUUUGAGGGAACAGGUUUUAAUUUGCAGGAUGCAAGGGAGAAUGGGAGAAAAUUCCUAAAUCCUUCCAAGUAACAGUUUUGCCUUAUGUAAAUUUAGCAUCGCAACAGUUGUGAUAUAGGGCAGUUUGUUUUGAUUUAAUUUUAUACAGCUUUGAGCAUUGUUUAAAAUUUAAGACUAAUAGAUUAAGGGCUCUAAGUCCACAAUGGUUUCCAAUUCUACAAAUGUCUGUUUUGAAGCACAGUUAUGUCUAUGGUCCAAUGCUGUAGUCCAAUGGGAGUAUUGUAUUAAAUAAUGUAUGGCUGCUUAUUUGAUGCAGAGAAUUCACAGAAAAAAAAGAAAAGUCUGCAUCUUAAUUCUAAUUUUUUAAAAGACUUUAAACAACGUUCGGACUUGAGAAUGAGUUGUCAGUAAUUGAAAUCCUCUGAGUUCUGUCAGCUAUUGCUAUAACCCUAUUGGUCCCAUUCACAUUACAAAAUUAAAGAAUGUUGAACUGUACUAUAGUUGUACAGCCACUGUAACUGCUGACGUUUUCUUUGGGAGAAUUUAGAUUGCCAGAUUGUUGGAAAUCUCAUGUAAUUAAAAACACUGAUCAUGAAAUGUUAUUUAAUGAGCAAUGGUUGAAAAUCACAUAAACCCUGCAUUUGUUCCAUAGACUUGGUUGGUCCUGCUGUUUGUGAAUGUUCAGAAUUUAUACAAGGCAGUUUGGAGGUACUGCUGUCACAGGACUCUUUAAUAGUUAUGUAUCCUGUGUACGUCUAACCUGACACAGAACUAAUCAACACUAUUGGGCUUCUGCAACUUAUGGAUCUCCAAGUAAAAGAUUGGUGCGUUUUCUGUAAUGGUUCAAAAUAACCUUUCACACUUAGUAUUAAUGUGCAUUACCCAAAACUGAUUAAAAGAGUUUAUGAUUCUGGUUUAGAAAUGAGCUUUAAGAUGUGUGCUGACACAAUUAAUGUAUGUAAAUAACAAGUGCUACUGACUGACCAAUGAAACUGCAGUUUCACCUCUGCCCCCUCCCCACCUUGCUCUAUGUUUUUAUCAUAUGUUCACUGACAAUAACUGUAUAAUUAGUUUGUCUCUGUUGAAAUGCCAUUCUUGAGUUCUGUGCUUGUUAUGGAUAUUCCAAUAACUGAGUCCAAAUGUGUAAAUGCAAGAGCUGGAGCCUCACUACACCAUGUAAACCAGAAGGUAACGGACUCUACUUCAAUUUUUGCAGUCAGUGAAUCUCAGUGGCAGAUUGACAGGAAGCCUCAGUAUCUCAUUAGAUAGGGAGGGGCAAAAUCAAUCAGGUUCUUCAGCUGCUUGCUGUUUUGUAAACCCUGUGGUUAAGUGCAUCUCUGCAGACAUUCGAUGCCAUUCGCUGUGACAGGAAAGCUUGAGGCUUGCAUGAGGUUCCACAGGCUGCUGGUGCACCUGAAACUAUACCAAGCAGCAUUGAAAAGUUUAUAAAAUUCUUCAAAGCUUGGUUCGCAUUCAAUCUCCCCAAUGUAAGUAGGUCAGGAUGAUUAGUUUAUCCUUUCCGUAGAGGAAAAACACAAAUGUUGUCGUGAGAUGCAAGUUAUCUGGCUUUAAAGAAAUGCAGAAAAUUGUGAUAAGAGAGGAACAUUUAUCCUUUUAAAUUACAGGCACAAAACUGACACCUGAAUAGUUGGUUUUAUGAUCAGAAAGGUUUCCACACAUCCCUUUGGUACCUUAACUACAAAUAUGUAUUUGUAAUAUAUUUUCAUUGUACUGUAUUGAAAUUGGAAACAAAAUCAGCACUUAUGUUUAUCUCUUGCACAUUAAGAUUCAAUCCAAGCUUUUUCACUCAUCUGUAGGACAGUGUUUUGUUUUGCAUACAUCUGAUAAUGAAAUUCCUCCUGAAGCCAAGACUACAGACUUAAACGGAGCUUUUCCGUAAACCCUUCUUGAACAUGGUCAUUGUUGGUGUCAACUGAUUAUCACUUGAGUUUUAAAAUUUAUCCCCAGUUGACACUCUGAGAGUUGUUGUCUGCCCAGAGGCAUUUGGAAUUGCAUAAAGAAGAUCCAAGGGAAAAUCCAGCAAGAACAAAAAGCCACUCUUCAGUAUGGUAGAGUGGAUAUGGUUAGAAUCUCUGAUGACAAAAAGCAUCUGUUCUUCUUUAAUUUAAAUUUUAAAAGCUGAAGUGGUGAAUGCAAAAUGAAUAUUUUCACUGACAGAUAUUUCCUUUCAGAUCCUCUUUUAGAACACAGAACAUUACAGUACAGUACAGGCCCUUUGGCCCACGAUGUUGCGCUGACCUAUAUAAACCUACUCCACAUUUUCUGUUUACUUUUCAUCUUUCAUGAGACUUCAUUUAUGAUUUAGAAUAUUAAUUUCUAAAUUCUGUCGCAGCACAACUCUUAAUUUGAGCCCUGAAUUUCAUUUCAUUUUUGAUUAUGGUGUGAAAUGUGUCAAAUAUUGACAUUUGUAUUUGGACCCAAAAUAAUAUUUUUGGCAAAGCAAACCUGAUAUGGUCCAUUGUUCUAUAUCUAAGCAUCUUAUUUAAUAGAGGACCUGGAUGGUAAAGAUCUGGAAAGUUUUAAUUAUGUGCUGAAUUUCUCAAGUAGAUACAGUUUUAAAACUGCAACUACUGUUAAUGUUUUGAAGCUGAUAAUAUGAAUCUUCCUGAAUUCUGUUCCCUUUCUGCAUUGCCUCAAAGUACAUCUUGUUUAACUCCCACAGUUAAUUAAAGAGAACAGUCAAAGCUACAAUAAAAAAUUCUGCUGGAAACACUCAAAGACCUGAUGAAGGGUCGUUGACCUGAAAUAUUCACUCUGCUUCUUGUUCCACAGACGCUGCCUGACCAGCUGAGUGUUUUCACCAUUUUCUGCUUUUAUGUCAGAUUUCCAGCAUCUGCAGUUUUUUUAAAAUUUCCAUCUAUGACACAACAGUCACAUUUUGUUUUUUGUUCAUGUUUCCUCUUGAGCUACCCAUUACGUUUAGAAGAUUAUUUUCUUCUCUUUACGUAUGAUGAUCUAUCUUAGUCACAUGCACAUCGAAACACAGUGAACUGCAUCUUUUGCGUAGAGUGUUCUGGGGGCAGCCCGCAAGUGUCGCCACGCUUCCAGCACCAUCAUAGCAUGCCCGCAACUUUCUAACCUGUAUGUCUUUGGAACGUGGGAGGAAACCGGAGCACCCGGAGGAAACCCACACAGACACGGGGAGAAUGUACAAACUCCUUACAGACAGCAGCCGGAAUUGAACUCUGGUCGCUGGCGCUGUAACAGCGUUACGCUAACUGCUACACUACCGUGCCUGCCCUGCAUUUUGUAGAAACUGCAGUUACUCAGGUGGUCAGCAGCAUCUCUGGGGAAAGGUUCUAAUUAAAGAUCAAUAACCUGAAACAUCAGGCUUGCUUUUCUCAUUCUCCAUAGAUGUCGGUGGAGUUUAUUGUCAGACGCACAAGUCCAUGUGUGCACAGGUGCAAUGAAAACCUUACCUGCAGCAGCGUCACAGGCUCAUGUUCUUUGCUGUUUCUUCUUUU
This is a messenger RNA of Pristis pectinata (smalltooth sawfish), 4648 nucleotides long. RefSeq names its product ubiquitin-conjugating enzyme E2 E1-like. Gene Ontology annotation, molecular function: ubiquitin conjugating enzyme activity. The record is from RefSeq and is a predicted model, not a curated record. Gene Ontology annotation, biological process: protein polyubiquitination. Gene Ontology annotation, cellular component: nucleus. The transcript has 5 exons. NCBI's taxonomy places the organism in Eukaryota, Metazoa, Chordata, Chondrichthyes, Rhinopristiformes, Pristidae. Bases 1 to 633 code for a protein of 210 amino acids.